ACUCGUAUCCCGUCAAUCGUGACCGCACGCGAUAUUUCUCCCGCUAAAAUAUUACGCGCGCAAAACUUUUCGAAAACGAGUGUUGACAAUUUGAGUUGUUUUGUUUUUUUUUGUGAUGCGCUGUUUUGUUUUAUUUUGGAUUUUGUUUUUUGUGUUUUUGCCGAAGUCUUCUAAAGGAAUCCGAUGGUUAUCGUUGCACGAGAGCGAAGGCAAUUGGACGGAGAGUGAGUGUUUGUUGGCACGUCGCGAUGGCGCGCUGUGGAGCGCGCAGGGACGCGUAUGCCGACGGCAGCCGACCGCUAUGGCACACGUGGCCACUGCCUCGAGACUGGCGCGCGCCGCUUGCCUGGCCGCACAUGCCGGCGAACGCUGGAACUGUUCUUCUAUUGCGCUGGCGCCGCGUUACACACCCGAUCUACUCACGGGUACACGAGAGCAAGCGUACGUAUAUGCGAUGUCAGCGGCUGCGCUAGUGUGGUCAGUGGCGAGAGCGUGCGCUGCUGGUUCACUACCGGCAUGUUCUUGCGCAGCGCCACCCCGCGCGCCCCCUCGCCCCCCGCGGCAGGCACAGCUUACACCCGCUGAGCCUCACGCUCGUUUCAAGUGGGGCGGCUGUGGUGACAACUAUCAGUGGGCAGAGAGAUUCGCCAAGCAAUUUUUAGAUGUCCACGAGAUAGAUGUUAGAGAUGGAAAGGUUGAAGAUUUUUUGGAAAUGGACACAACGACAAUCGAACCAACGACGACGACUGUCCCAGCCGAAUCUACGACCGCUGCUCCUGUCGUGAUCUUAGUUGAUGAUCAACCGGCUCCCGCAAAUAUCACUGCUCCGCCUAAGAGUGGCAGAAAAGGGAGAAAGGGUAGGAAACGCCUGCCGAGAUCACCACGACGCGGCCGGCCUACAAGAAAGCGGUUCAGAUCAAGAUACCAAUAUGAAGACAGAGGAUCUCGUUACCGUAAUAUCGAAUACCGCAUGGCGGCGGACGACCCGCGCUUUGAUCCACAAGUUGACCUACGCACGCGACUCGAACAGCUACGCCCGUUAAUCGCUUCCGCUAAUCUACUCAACGGACGCUUCGGAAGAAAGGUGGUGUCGAGCGGGAUGCGAACAAAGUGCACAUGCCACGGCGUAUCGGGUUCAUGUUCGGUGCGCACUUGUUGGCGUGCGUUGCCGCCUCUAGCGCGCGUGGCGGCCACGCUAGCGGCGGAGGCGCCCCGCGCGGGCCCCCUGCGUCCGCGCAGGCACGUCGCCCGCCACGCCAAGCCGCGCCUGCGAUACGUCACCCCUAGCCCUGAUUACUGCGAGCCCGAUACCGCUGCCGGCUCACUGGGCACUCACGGCCGGAAGUGCAACGCCAGUUUGGGCAGCGGCCCGGGCGGCUGCGGGCGGCUGUGCUGUGGCCGUGGACGUAGAGCUGUACGCUCCAGUCGGCUGGAGCGAUGCCGCUGCCGGUACCACUGGUGUUGUAGGGUCGACUGUCAACUUUGCCGCUUAACCACAGAGGAUCACUACUGUAACUAAACUCUUUUUAGACAAUCCCCAUCAACGAAACUCCUUUAACGUAACGCAGUAGACCACGUGCUCAUUUCACUAGCCAGUUGGAGCACAGCCGCUGCAGGACCAAUUUCCACAUCUUUCGAUCCUUUUUUAACGCAGCGAAAAUACCAACUUAAGCCUUAAACCAGGGCUGUCCGACCCCGUACCCGUUAAGAAAGGACAGGCUUAAGCGAGGGGGAGGACCUGGCAUCCAGCAAUCCUCUGUCGAUACUGAAACAAGAAGACUACAACUGGUUUCCCACCGAUUACUUCGUUAACAAUACAAUGCAGACGAACUUAUCGCUCCAGCCAGUUGGAACCCAGCUGUUACUAAUAUCUCACUUUCACUUGGGGGACUGGUCCAUUACUCGUGCCAGUUGUGGCCGUAAAUAACGACUGCCAACUUUAUCACAAGAUCAUAGUGAAUUACUACCACUACUAAGUACUAGUAUGAUUGAUCUCUUACUGAAGAUUCAUCGCUCGAAACGAUUGAUACACUGCCGUUAUCGAAUCAACUGCCAACCCUGUCGCAUUUUAUAGAGGAUCACUACAGUAACUGAUUAUCCACCGUUGACACCAUUAUCUAGACUAGAUGGACGUGUUUAUUCAUCACUGAAGACGACUGGUGCUGCCGCGUCGACCAGCUAAGACGUUUCACUACACAAAUUCGUAAUGACGUAAUAAUAAGCAUGCAUCUUAAUACUCAAAAAUAGUCCAGCGAAUCGAACUGAAUGUUUUAAAGCUGCCCUCCUAUUCUGUAAAAUCCAAACCCGAAUUCGAAAUCACUCAGGUGUCCGAAUUCACUUCAAAAAGCGGCAUCCGCUUAAUCUUGAAUUGGUAAUAACGUUUCGUGGCAUAAGUGAAGUGAGUUUCGAAAUGACAUAGGAAUAGAAUAUCUGAGACACGUAUAUUCAAUUAAUUAUGUUUUAUAUUUUUGUACAAAAAAUGGAAUCAAUAGAAUUUCUACACUAAAUGGCGUGAAUUCGGACAUAGAGUGAAUUCGAUUCGAGGUUUGGAUUUUUUCAGAAUCGCAGGGCUGUUCUAGUUUAUUACAGAACACAAUCUGAAAACAUGUGUAAAAUGAUUUUAUGUAAUGAAUAAUAUUUAAUUGUUUGGUGAUGGAUUAAGUCCUGUUUGGUUAGUGCCAAUAAACCACCCCACCGCAUAAGUGCUUUCAAGACUAUUUUGUAUUCAGAUUAGAAUGCCAAAGAAUGAUUACACCAAAUCAUUAUUUUUAUAGCGACGCAACUAGUCAUUCCUUUAUUUAUUGAAUGAUGUUUUUUUAAUAUUUUACUUGUACAAAUCUGAUUAUAUGUAGGUAUCUUUAUUAUAAAUAAUUAAGGCACUAGUUUAGAUAUACGUAGAAAUUGAUGACAAUUACAAUUGCAUCGCAUUACAAUCGCAUGACAGUACUUAGAAGGAAAUUACUUUCUUUAAUGCUACAUUCCUCCAUUUUAAAAUCUAUUAUUAUGACAAUAAUGUUUGAAAGAUAUUGUUAUUGUAGUACAUUUGACGCUAUAAAUAUUUGCUUUCAUUACAUAAGUAGAUGUAGUUAUUUCGUAAUUUAUACCUAACGUCCCUUGUAGGUUAUAAUGUAUAUAAAUAAUUGUCAAAGUUUCCGAUAAGCGAAAUUGUUAUAACUCCGUAGAUUGCAGAAUUAAUAAACCUCUUUAUUUAAACACAAUAUUGGAACUAUAUAAGCUGUUCAUGAUAUAUUUAUGACAAUGUCAAAUUUAUAACUAAAUUGGGCUAAAAUAUGACUGCGCGGUAACACGUCAAAGCUUUUACCGCGUGGCACAAAAUACAACAGUCCUGGGCGCACGGGGUAUUUUAUUUGAUUUUAAAACAUAAUCCACAUUCUCUUGUUUUUAUAUUAGUCAUACAAUAUUGGGAAUUACGCGUUUUAAUUAAUUAUAUUAAGAAAAAAAUGCACAUAGAAAUAAGAUGACAAAAAGUAUUUGAUUUAGUUCAUUAUUAAUUUAAAAUAAAUAAUAAUAAUCUAACUACCACGCGUUAAAUAUAAACAAUAUAUGCUGAGAUAUACCACGCGGUCAUACGAACUUAGCCUAAAUAAUUAAGAUACAGUUGUUUAUUUAACUCUAUUCGAACAUUUUCUCAAAAAUCUUGUACGGUAGAAAAUAAAAAGAAAAUUUUAAUAUCCGUAUGUCAUUAUAACGAAUUGAAAAUAACAAUUUUACGUAAUAAUAUUAAGUUAUAAAUUUAUUAGCACGAGAUUUUAUUUAAUUCUAUUAAAUUAUUAUACAUGUCUAUAUUUCUAAUAUUGUAUUUCUUUGUAAAUAAAAUUCGUACUUAGU
Messenger RNA from Diatraea saccharalis (sugarcane borer), 3849 nucleotides. Lineage: Eukaryota; Metazoa; Arthropoda; Insecta; Lepidoptera; Crambidae. The record is from the annotation of a GenBank genome assembly.